Orussus abietinus is the source of this 5698-nucleotide messenger RNA. RefSeq names its product cGMP-specific 3',5'-cyclic phosphodiesterase (gene Pde6). The record is from RefSeq and is a predicted model, not a curated record. The coding region runs from base 113 to 3283 and encodes 1056 amino acids. NCBI's taxonomy places the organism in Eukaryota, Metazoa, Arthropoda, Insecta, Hymenoptera, Orussidae. Gene Ontology annotation, molecular function: 3',5'-cyclic-nucleotide phosphodiesterase activity; protein binding. Gene Ontology annotation, biological process: signal transduction. The transcript has 12 exons.
CGAAGAAUGCGCGGGAUAUAUCAUCUGAAUACCCGCAAUAUCUCAGAAUGUCCACGUGCAGUCUCGCACCGAAGGAUAGCCACCACGAGGACCAGCCGAAACUUCGGAAACCAUGAAAAUCUCCAUGAUACCAGAGUCUUCGAAAACAUCUGACCGAGAAGAAUGCUCAUUGGUCCGGUGCUCCGGCGACCUGGUGCAUUACGAAUGCCGACACCACAACACGACUUCUAAUCUCCCUCAAAUCCGAAACAAUAAGAAACGGUCGAACGGCGUGGGACUGAACACGGUGAUCACCAAGGCUGACCACAUGGAGAACGAAAUCACGAAAUUAUGCAGGAGCAUGAGGAUGUCCUGCCAGGACAUCAUCCACGAGUCCGAAGAGGAGGACGACCUGACGAUGGAGGAAGUCGGCAAGUACCUGGAGGCCAAUCCGAUAGCGGCCGAGAUCUGGUUCCGGAAAAAGGCGAGCCCGGAACUUCGGCAACGCUUGCAAGCCUCCAGCCUGGAGCCGAAGUCUUCGACUUCGAGUCUACAUCAGGAAGAAAGUUUGCUCAGCAGGAGUAAACGAAACAGCGUGACCUCGGACUUGUUCCAAUCUUGGCUGGCCACGAGUUCACCCAUAAAGCGAAGUAAAAGCCCGAGUAGAGCGUCGACGUCCCUGAUGGGGAGACGAGAAGAAUUAAUCAGGCUGGACGAAGGUGAACUUUUCAUGGAGCUUAUUCGCGACGUGGCGAACGAACUCGACAUCAACGUCCUUUGUCACAAGAUCCUUGUGAACGUUGGACUGCUCACUCACGCCGACCGUGGAAGUUUGUUCCUGGCGAAGGGUCCCCAGGAUAACAGAUAUCUCUUCGCGAAACUGUUCGACGUCACGCAGGAUACGGAAUUGGACGAGGCUCUUCAGCGAGCCACGAAUGAAGAAAUCAAAAUACCUUUUGGUGUCGGAAUUGCCGGUUACGUGGCCCAGACUAAAGAGAUCAUCAAUAUUAAGGAUGCCUACAAGGACCCCAGGUUUAACAGCGCCAUUGAUAUGAGAACGGGAUACAAGACGACACUUAUCCUAUCGAUGCCUAUCUGCAAUUACGAGGGCGACGUCAUCGGAGUGGCGCAAAUUAUCAACAAGACUAAUGACAGCAAUGAGUUCACCCAAAGAGACGUUGAAGUAUUUCAAAGGUACCUGACAUUUUGCGGAAUUGGGAUUCAAAACGCUCAACUAUUCGAAUUAUCCGUGCAGGAAUAUAGAAGGAACCAAAUUCUUCUUAAUUUGGCGAGAAGUAUUUUCGAAGAGCAGAACAACUUGGAAUGCCUCGUUACGAAAAUAAUGACCGAGGCGAAGGAAUUGCUCAAAUGCGAGAGAUGUGCGGUAUACCUAUUGGACUUGGACUGUGGAGAAGCAAGUCAUCUGGAAAAAAUCGUUGAACGUCCAGGCAAGAUGGUUCAAGAAAGCAGACAACCAUUGUCGAGAAGAGAGAGCAACAACAUCGAUAUGGAAGACAUCUUUCAACAACACGUAACCAGUGGAGCCAAUAAAUUCACAAUGAUCUUUGAAAUGGCAAACGGGACCCAGGAAGCCAAGAUUUACCGACCAAAUUCCAAUGACUUGUUGAAACCAUUAGGACAAAUCGCAAGAUACGUGGCGACUACAGGACAGAUUUUAAAUAUCGGAGAUGUAGCAGCAUGGUUGAAAAAGGAUCUGGUAGAAACAGGGAACGAGCUAAUAAGGAGUAUCCUAUGUAUGCCCAUUGUCAACGGCCAGAGGACGGUGAUAGGAGUGGCACAAUUGAUAAACAAGGACAAUGGGACGUCGUUUACGGAUCCUGACGUGACGAUCUUCGAAGCUUUCGCAAUUUUCUGUGGCCUCGGUAUUCACAAUACUCAAAUGUACGAAUCGGCCUGCAAACUUAUGGCUAAGCAAAAAGUUGCUCUCGAGUGUCUCAGUUAUCAUGCGACUGCCAGCAACGAGGACACGAUCAAGCUCACGUCCGACCCGAUACCAACGGCAGAGAAAUACAAUCUUUAUAGUUUUACUUUUAUCGACUUCGACCUCAGCGACGAGGACACUUGUAGAGCCACCGUCAGGAUGUUCAAGCAAUGUAAUCUCAUACAAAAGUUUCAUAUACCUUACGACGUAAUGUGUCGUUGGAUUCUUAGCGUUAAAAAGAACUACAGACCGGUGAAGUACCACAACUGGAGGCAUGCGCUAAAUGUCGCUCAAACGAUGUUUGCAAUUCUAAAGACCGGGAAAAUGGAGCAAUUCAUGACCGACCUGGAGAUCCUAGGCCUUUUGGUUGCUUGUCUCUGUCACGAUUUAGACCACCGAGGUACCAACAAUGCCUUUCAGACGAAAACGGAGUCGCCUCUGGCAAUCCUUUACUCGACCAGUACCAUGGAACACCAUCACUUCGAUCAAUGCGUCAUGAUUCUAAACUCGGACAGCAACAAUAUUUUUCAAAACCUAACAAUGGAAGAUUACAGAAAAGUCAUGAGAGUUGUGGAAAAUGCCAUUCUCUCUACGGACUUGGCGGUCUAUUUCAAGAAGAAGAACCGAUUCAUGGAGUUGAUCGACGAGGGGGAAUUCGACUGGCAGAGCGAGGAGAAGAAAGAACUGCUCUGCGGCAUGAUGAUGACCGCCUGCGACGUGAGUGCCAUCGCGAAGCCAUGGGAGGUGCAACACCGCGUGGCGAAGCUCGUCGCCGACGAAUUCUUCGACCAGGGUGACCUGGAGAAGCUGCAGUUGAACCAACAGCCCGUGGCGAUGAUGGACCGCGAACGACGGGACGAGUUGCCGCAAAUGCAGGUCGGCUUCAUCGACGUGAUAUGUCUGCCUCUGUACAAAGUCCUGUCGGACACCUUCCCCUGGAUCCUUCCUCUGUACGAGGGGACGAUGGACAACCGGAAGCACUGGCAAGACCUGGCGGAGAAGGUGGAGAUGGGACUUACGUGGAUAGAUCGCGACACGAUCGAGGAGCCCGUCGAGGAGUUCGUGUCCUACGAGCCGAAGGAUAUCGAGUUCACGGUGACGACCUUGAAUUGCGCCCACCCUGAGAAGGCGGAGGCACCUCGCAACGCCAACCUGGCCGAAGCUGCAAAAUUGUCCUUGGGGAUAGGGACGAGGUUCCCCUCGGUGAAGAAGCCUGGGAAGAACUUCGGUAAGAGCACAAGAUACCGACUGACCAGGAGUCUGUACGGCAGACCUCCUUCGGAGGACCUGCCGGCCAAGCCGAAGAUCCCGAUGCCCGAGAGGAAGACCCAUGCCAGGAACAAGCUCUGCAUGAUAAUUUGACGUCUUACCUCGAGUUCUUUGGAAAACAUACCCGAAUGUUAGAAAGCCUCGCAAUGGGGCGAGCUCAUCUAGCGACCGAAUCGAGGGUGUGAACGUGUACUCCUUCGACAACGGGGAUUGCGUCCUCGGCGCCCUUCGUCAAUUAUCCUUGAGCUGGUGUAUCGGAAUCCAGCAGUGAUGACAUGGAGAUUUCCUUAUUGGGGAACUUCUAGAGCCUCAGCCACCUCUUCGGAGCUGGAGAGACAUCAACCUCGAGUUCUCAUAGGUUGUGCCGUAACUUCGGAGAAUCUAGAGGAUGCAGAUUGUUAAUACUCGUAGAUGGGAGUACCAAGUUGGUUGUCCAGGACCUCGAGGCGACUCGUUAUGUAGCUCCGGAGAAUCGAAAGGAUGCAGGUUGUAUACUACUCGUAGAUGGGAGUAUCACGUUUAAAAGGUUUUCCAGGACCUUGAGAUGGCUUGUCUCUGUAACUUUGGAGAGCGUAAGGGAAAACAGUCUGUAUAAUCCUGGUCAACGCGACCACCACGUUUACCAGGUUAUCCAGGACUUCGAGAUAUCUUGCAUUUGUAACUUCAGAGAGCCAAGGAACAACAUUCUGCGUUACACUAAUAGACGCGACUAUCAGAUUGUCCAGCAUCUCGAAUGCAUUUUUCAUCUCUAACGUCGCAGAGAGAAUUUCGAGAAUACAAGCUGUAGAAAACUAGUAGAAACGACUACCAGGUUGUCCAGAAUCUCGAGAUACCUUGCAUCUCUAUGGUCACAGCCCGAUAAACACAAAACAGUGGAAUUCACGUUUUAUACCCGUAAAUCUAGUGAUAAUAAGGUGGUAGAUGCAAAAAUUAAACGCUUAUCCACCCACGGUUUUUUUUUUCUACGUUAAAUAUACAUCCACAAGAAACGUGUAUUUAACGUAUUAACGUUAUUUCAACGUAUAGCAAACGAUAAUAGGCGAUUAUUUUACGCACGGACUACGUUUAAUCGACGUUCGCGUUACACGACCAAAACGAUGGUUUAAUAAACAAUAGAAUAGACUUGAUAUGGACGUUGAAUUUGUCGUGUACAGGACAUUGGAGCGGGUAAGACCCGUUUUCUCUCGCGACACACUUUGUACGAUUACAGCCAACGGUUUUAGGCCAUUUCUCAAAGUGUAUUCCACCACUUUGUGUUUAUUCGGAAUAAGUCUCAAGGUAAUAGAAGCUGCGCAAAGCUCGUAUCAGCGAGUACCACUACGGCAGCGAAUCAAAAUACGAGAGAUUGCGUCGAGCACCGACAAUCCUUUUUCUAUUGUUUGAUCGUCCAGGCUAGAUAAGUUGAAAGGUUCUCGAUCCAAUCAAGCGAAAGAAGAAAAACAAACGUACCAAAAAUAGAAAAAUAACAGGAAGGAAGAGCACGAGGGAACGUAUCGGAGUGGCGAUCGCGUAACGAUAGGCACUAGUUAGGAUAACCUAGCAAUAGAACUAGACCGAACGAUAAGCGUUGAACCGAUCGACUUCCGUGCGAGUUUCCGCAGUGUUUCGAUCGACUAUUAAUUAUCAAUUAAUUCGUCAGCGUCGAGUCGGGCACGUUAAUUUCCACGACAGCCCUGCGUCCAGUUCGUGCAAUUUUCCGACAAAGGAAAGCCCGAAGAUAAGGGCCGAGCGACAAUUAACCGCUCCUCGCGACAGCUACACCGAGAAAAAAUUCAUUUCCAAUUAGAAAAGCAUCCUUUCAUUGAAAAACGUUCAUUUGUAUCAACUAACAAUGUUUCGGUAGAAAGAUCACGUAGAUACCCCAAAGAGAUGAUAUUCUUGGGAAUUUCUUUAAACCUGUAACGUGUUUAAUUGCAACUAAUAACUUGGUGUACUAUUUCAUUCGAUCUACCGAAAGGUUUCUUAGGUAUGAAAGUAUAUUUCAUUUCGUUGAACUAUGAAGAAAAAAAGAAGAAAAUGAAAACUUCUUCUUUCAAGGAGAUUAUUUCUCUAAAUGGAGUUAAAGAAAUGAAACAUAGUUUCGAUUUCUUACAUCGUUAUCUUAAGAUAUGAAGUAUUCGAUCAAUGCAAUUUAUCAGCGUUAAACAUUCGGCACUUUUUUUUCUCAGACAUUUCUUUGAUUUUAUGCCGCGGUUUCUUUAACCCCAUUCAGAGAAAUAAUCUCCUUGAAAGGAAGAAAGAAAAAAAACGUGUUUUUCUCAAUGUAGAACAUUCGCGAGAGCAUCUUUAGAGAAUUAAGUGAAACUUUUUUGGCGCCGUACUUGACCUCUUAUCUCGGUCUCCUCGUCUGGCGAUCGCGUUUUUGGGGACUCUCGCGUUUCCAUAAAAAAACAAAAAAAAAAUAAAGACAACUCUCGCGCGACGAAGCUCCCGAAAUUCGGGGCGAAGGACACUUCCGACAUUCUUUUCCAAGAUUCCGACUCGGUCGUUUUAACAAAUGUUCCGUUG